UGCAGUGCAUAGGAACAUUUUAUAUCAUAAUAUUCGUUAAAAGAUCCAAAUCCAGUAAACUUGGGAAAAACCCUGAAAGUGUAUCAUUAAAAUAUGAAAUCCCGCAAAUCUCUUAGAGACAUGAAAGAAUCCCCGAUAAUAUCCUAUAAAUAAACAACGAGAUAACGCAAUUACACAAAAGUGUUGCAGUCGAGUGACAAUAGAGGUAUUCUUCAUCGAGACAGCUUGUGGAACGAUCGAUUAUUAUUGGCAAAGGAGCAACAGAGUUUAGUCUUCGUUGACCAACGAACUGCGUCUCGCGUUUACGACUUCUCCAAAUACAAAAAAAAACUACUUCGGUCCCAAAACAGGUAAGUACAGUCUUGCGAUAAUAGACUGGAUCCAACGAGCACUUAUCAAUAAAUACUCACAGUGUACGAGAGACAGUCACCGAGUUAAGAUCACUUCGUAAACAUGAGCAAAACACGCAAAAGAAUGCCAUCUUACCGGCCUUGGGGCUCGACGGAGGAUGGUCGGAUAGAAUUCGAAUCCUUAACGGAUGAGACUCUGGAAGGCGCUCUCGAUGUAAUCAGGAAGGGCUUCUUCCCCCACGAGUCCAUAUGCACAGGCGUGAAUUUGACUUCUGAACCUGGAGCGUCCGAGGAACUCGAAGAACUUUGCUUGAACGCGACUAGGGACGGUGUCAGUGUGGUGGCCAUCGAUGUCCACAGCAACGAGGUCGUCGGUGUCUGUUUUAAUAAAAUUCAAAUAUUGAGUGCUGGCUCGGAAAAGAGCUACUUUGAAUCCUUCCGCGACAACUGUCGGUAUAAGUCGUCGAAGCACUUAGUGGAUUUCAUGAUAAACAUAGAUUCAAGGAUCAAUCUCUUCAAGCAUUACAACGUCAACUGCAUCCUCGAGCUCAUGUUUCUCGCAACUCUACCCGACUAUAGAGGUCGACGAAUAGGCGAGUUGCUAAUCACCUCGUCGUUGGAGCUCGGCAAAGAGCUGAGACGCGACAAGAAAGUGAAGACACCCGUCACGAUACACUGUAGCAAUGAGCUGACGAACGCCGACACGGUGCCGGUCUUGGCCUCAGCUAUUAUGACAUCCAGUUAUUCGCAGCGCAUUGCCAUGAAACUUCACUUCGACCAGCUGUUGGAAGUUUCCUACGACGAGUUCGAGUUCGACGGAAAAAAAUUUAGCGAAACAAUCAGCCGGGAACACCAACGGUGCACCUUGGUGGCCAAGAGACUCGCUCUGACGUAAAUGACAAUUGUGCGAAUAGCAAUCGUAGUACUUUUUGAAUAGAAAAUGGAGGUAAAACAAUACUUUUAACAAGUCAAUAUCAUUAUAAGAUUGCAAAAUACCUUAAAGCGUCAAUAGACUUAAAUCCGAAUAUUCCGUCCAAAUAAUCUUCCUUUUGAAACAAGAUGCUAAAGACAAAGAAUAUUGGAGCGUAAGCAAUCAAUAUUUCAAGCUAAUCAAUAUUUCAAUUAUUAUUUGAUCAAAUGUUUCCUACUAUCAUAAUAUACAUACGCUAAGAAAAUUCUUUAUUAUUCCUAUAUUAUCUUACGUCAUAUCAAUUUAGGUAAAUAAAAUAACUAGUGUCAUUAAUUUUUUUAUCAAUGGAUAUCUUUUCUAAAGUUUUAAAAUAAAAAAAGUAAUAUAUAAAUUAGAUAUAAAGGCGCUUUUAUAUGAGGUUCAAGUGAGUUUAAAUAAUUUAUCUAAUAGUUUUGUUGUUUUAUUUUAAAAUGCUAAUAUCUUAUUACGUGUUAUUUUGCACGUAUAACUGCACAUGCAAUUUAAAAAAAACAAAAUUUUUUAUUUAUGUGCACAAACUAGAAAUAAUUUUAUCAACUAGAAAUAAAAUUUUUAUGCGAUUAAUAUAUUGCUUCAUAACGAUGCGCGCAUGCAAAUUUGUGACGGAAGGACAGAUUGAUAGCGCAUUGAUAUUGUUAGAAUAAUGUAGCUAUUGAUAAUAACGAUAAUACCGGAAAAUAUAGGAUAACGCUCAAGAAACAUGACAUCACCCACACAC
Linepithema humile (Argentine ant) is the source of this 2017-nucleotide messenger RNA. Lineage: Eukaryota; Metazoa; Arthropoda; Insecta; Hymenoptera; Formicidae. The record is from RefSeq and is a predicted model, not a curated record.